UUGGCCCUCCCUUACUGUUUUUAUCUUAUUGUUCUCUUCUCAUCCCUCCAACUAAGCUUUGCACUUUUGCUCUUUCUCCAUCUCCUUCUCUCUCUCUGCCUCUCUUUAUCACUGUGAACUGCAGACUUAUUCCAGGACUCUCUCUUCCUCUUCCAUCUGCAGCUAUUGCCUGUUAGGACUGGAAGUCCUUAAGCUUUCCAGUCAUCUUUUCGUCAUUUUAUUAUUACUUAGUUUUUCUUUUUUCUCUGUCUUUAUAAUUGUAUAUUCACUAUAUGUGCUUUCCAUGCUAGUGAAUAUUGAUAGCUCAGUUUCACUUUUCGAAGUCUCGUGUCAUUUCUGCACUUUUGGCUCUAGAAUCUGAUUUCAGAAAAGCUACCUUUCACAGUAUCUUUGUAGUAGGAGUUUUUUUUUUUCAUGAAAACAAAAUUCCAAGUGCCUUCUGGUAUUUGUCUUUUAAUACCCUCCAUCUUGCAUUGUGCAAGGAAAUAAAUUCUCUCACCAUUACUGUAAAUUCUUUAUUCCAUAACAUCGUCAGCAUCCACUUCUGAAAAUUCUCAAUUGAACAAACACUAUUAAUUCAUUUUUCAUUUUUCCUUUGAACAUUCUUGUUGAAGCUUUUUGGUUUUUGUUUUUCGAUGAAAGAAGCUCAAAUGAGCAUUCCAUACUUGUUUACAUGCCCAAUCAGCCUGGACUUGUUCACAGAUCCCGUUACUCUAUGUACAGGCCAAACUUAUGAUAGAUCAAGCAUAGAAAAGUGGUUAGCUGCAGGUAAUCUCACAUGUCCUGUUACAAUGCAAAAGCUCCAUGAUCCAUCUCUUGUUCCAAAUCACAAUCUUCGUCAUUUGAUUGAACAAUGGCGUCAAAUGGGACACCAAUUUGACCCUGAUUGCUUGACAACAAUAGAUCCUUUAGUCUCCCUGAAGCGCAAUCUCGAAUCUCCCGAAGCUACCUUACAAGACAAACUUCAAACACUCGAGAACAUCCGACUUCUAACGGAAGAAACACCAUCUAGCAAUUCCUUUUUGCUCCGAAUAGGUUUCUUGCCUUUACUUUUGCAACUACUUUUCGAAAAAGUAGACCCUGAAUUCUCCCAAGAGUAUGUGAGGUUUGUGGAGCUAGGGCUCUCUUGUGUUCUUAGAUUGCUGCCCUUUGGAGAAUUAGUGUGUUUGAAUAUGCUUAAAGAAGAGUCCAUGUUGGAAUCUUUUGUGGUUUUGUUUGAGCAUGGCACUGGCAUGAUCAAGCAAAGCUUGUGUCAUCUUGUAGGGGAAAUAUCAUCAUCUUCAGAAACGAGGGAGCUUUGUGCAAUGAUUGGAAAACACCAAAGGUUCUUGCAUAGGAUUGUUUCUCUUAUUCAGCAGAAUUCUGAGACAUCUGAUGCUGGAAUCAAAGCGAUUUCAGCAUUGUGUUGCUUGGAAUCCAACAGAGAAAACUUGGUUGGACAAGGCCUUAUCAAUGGUCUGACAGCAUAUAUUCUGAACUCAGAAAGAAAGGAAAGAAGCUUGGCAGCAACAGCCAUGGCAAGACUGGAACAACUUCUGCGAAUAGAGAGAGCAAAAGAGGCACUGAUAAACAAUCCGCCCGGUGUUAAAGCAGUGGUUAACAUGGUCUUCAGGGUAUCGGAUCAUGAAGGGAGUGAAAGUGCUGUUAACUCAUUAAUGAUGGUGUGUCAUGAAUCAUUGCAAGCGAGGGAAAAAGCAAUAGCAGCUGGAGUAUUGACGCAGUUGCUGUUGCUUCUGCAGAGCCAGUGUAGUGGUAGGACCAAAACGAAGGCAAUGACAUUGCUGAAGCUGCUAAGAUCCAAGUGGGCCGAGGAGAAAUAGCAUGUGUUUUGAGGACAAAUAAUAUCUGUGU
This is a messenger RNA of Theobroma umbraticum, 1851 nucleotides long. Its product is annotated as U-box domain-containing protein 26-like. Gene Ontology annotation, molecular function: ubiquitin protein ligase activity. The record is from RefSeq and is a predicted model, not a curated record. Gene Ontology annotation, biological process: protein ubiquitination. Lineage: Eukaryota; Viridiplantae; Streptophyta; Magnoliopsida; Malvales; Malvaceae.